AUGGCGGCAAGCAGCUGGGCAGGGUCAGAUGCUGGAGAUUUUGAAUCUGAUGUGCAGGAGCCACCACCCUCAGAAAGCAAGUGUUCAGUGCGGAAGGUGAGCUUCCUCUUGAGCAAGCCAUGUACAUGUGCUUUGUGCACCAAGACCAGUACGUCACUUAGUCCCCUGGCGGAUGGUCAUGCAGAUGAUGCUUAUGGAGGCCGGCGACCGUGGAGUUGCUAUCGGAAGGUCUCUGACCGGGACUCUCGUGAGACAUUUUCCGUGCCUCAGUCGAAGCUCUGUGGUUUGUGCAAGAAUGUGUGGAGGCUCUUGGGUUUCAGCCACAAGUAUGGAUCUGUAGGCCAGUACGUCAAGCAGCUGGAGGAAAAGAAGGUUGACCACGCGAUUUUUCUGGCCAGCCUGGAAGAGUGGAUAAAAAAGCACAACGAGAAUCCAGGCAAGCACCGGCUGCGAAGUCAAGAUGACAAAGACUCCGUCACUUCCGCGAAGGAAAAGUUGAUGACCAAUGAGGAGCAAGGUUGCCAGUUUGAAGCUCCAGAGACUUUUUUUGUUGAGGUGAGCAAUUGGAAACCAGAGUUGUAUGGCCCUUUGGACGAAAGCAAGAUCGUGGAAAAGAAAAUCUUUGGCAAGGUGAGACGCGGUGUCUACCGCCAGACUGGCGAAGAUGGGCACUUCAAAGUCAAAGAUUUUGAGAAAAGUUCCAUUCUGCACCAGACUGUGGAGCAUGAUGGAAAACAAGACCUAUUCAAUGAGGAAGGUCUGAACAACAAGAAAGAGGCCGUCACUGCUGUUUUGUCCGAAGGCCGGCGUGAAAGACGCAGUCGCACCGUGAAAGCUGAGGCGCCGUCCAUGUCAGUGGAUGCGGUGCUUGCGUUGCUGCAGCAGCAUGGCAAGACCGACGCAGGCGGCGAGGCCUCCGGCCGGGCGGCUGCGGAGCAAAACUCGCAGGAGAAUGGCGGUGAGGCAGCUGACGAAAAGAGUUCAGAUGAUGGGUUUGGUGAUGAAGAAGAGCACCUCGGGUUGGCCAAUCGUUUGGCGAAUCUUGGUGGGAACAAAAAGGUUUCCGCAAAACCUGGCGCCAAAGCUACGGCUACUGCAAAACCAGCAGCCCGCCGUCCAGGAUCUGCCCCCAACACAGCACCAGCAGCCUCUGCGGGCCCAGUUCUCCCAGCUGCGCCAAAAGCGGCUCCAACAGUCGCACUGACACCUUCUGUUCCAGCUAAGGCAGCUACGGCUACCGAAGCAAGCUCACAGCAGAGCACACAACAGCAGCAGCCGGCAGCUAGCUUGGAUGGCCGUGGCCUCAGAAUGGCCCAAAGCUUGAAGAAAGCCGUGGAGAAAAUGGACGAAGACAUAGAUGCCUUGCUGGUCUUUGAUGACUCCUAUGAGUGGACCGACAAGAAGACCUUUAAUGCCAGACACAAGCAGCUGAACGCUCUGCGGAAAGCAACCGCUUCCCAAAUCAACAGGGUGGAUGCAAGCGCCAACAAAGCUUCCUUCGCCGAUAGCCGCGCUUCUUUCGAAGAAGGCCUUGCCCAUGUGGAUAAAGCCAUCAGCUUCAACCAGGAAUUGCAUAGCCAGACCCCCAGGAGUUCCCACCUCACUGCUGCGUUUGAUGUCCUAGAAGCAAAGCGGACAGAGAGUUUCGUGGUUGGAUCCCGGUACUGGUUCACACUACUGGGCGCCAAGUGUAACGAGGAGAUGACUUUUCGCAACCUGGAGGCCUACUGCCAGCUGUUUGAAGAUACAUCCGUGGAGGUUUCCAAGCUGAUCAAGCUGGUCGGCGAAAAAGAGGUUUGCAAGUUUGCGCUCACAGAGGUGGAGUCCAGACUGUUGUUCCUGCUCCGUGCCCUGACGCCGGCAGAUAUCAAGAAGACAGACUGUUUCGGUAGAACUCAAGCCUUGCAACUGAGCUCCGUAGUCUGUGACAAAGCAGAGAAGGGCACCACUUUGUUCAGGGAUGUUCAGCAGAUGGCUACAAUUGUCCGUGAUCUUUUCCAGACAGAAGAUUCGCAGGCUUUAGGCGACGCUCUUGCCAAGAUUGAGGCCGGAGGUCUCGAGGAAGAAGGACUCAUGCAGUUUCUCACAAAACACAAGACAGGCCUAGCCUUAGUGGAGGAUGCGAAACAGAAGAAGCUGAAUCGCCAGUCUGAGGUUGAGAGUGAGUUGAAGCUGGCAAACUUGAGGGCGGGGCUUACUGACUUGGAUUCCAAGUAUGACGUUCUCGAUGCCAUUGCCUUGACAGAGGGUGUUGUGCCUUGGUGGCAAUCCAGGGCCUCUGGCCGGGCAGAUGGGGAGAUGCUGGCCAAGCACCGUCUGACCUUGCAGCUGGUCACGACUGAUUUCUGGAGUUUCGUGAUGGCAGGGGCGCAGGGGUACUUGACCGCAUGCUUGUCAACCUGCGUCGAACAAGCCAUUGCGCAGAUGGAGAAACAGAUGAAACGUUCAGACAUACAUGCUGAGGUCGAGACUGAUCCUGACUUUGACCUUGCAGAGAUCAAGAAAACCAUGUCUUGCCAUGCUUUUGUGGACCAUGACUUUUGGAAGGACCCAGGUGCGCAGAAAGAAGCUCCAGCAAAGCUCAAACAAAUGCUUGCUGAUUUCAAGCAUGUGAGCGUGAAGACGGCUGAGCUCGUGGAGUAUGUAUUUAGCAAAAGGAAGAUUGGGUUCGGACGGGUUCCAGAGCCAACUCCUAACAAGCUGAAGAUGUGGCUCGACCUGUCGUGCCAGGAGUUUCUGGAUGCUGAGGUGGCAGAGUCUGUGAAAACAAAUCUCCAAGAAGUGGUGAAGGCGGAGCUAGAUUCCCAAGCGCUGUGCGCCUUUCAGGCAGUGGGCUCUCUGGUGACAGCUUGUGUGGUCAAGACCUCCGGUCUGGAGAGUGUCGGAGGGGCCUUUGCCGAAGUGUCCAAUUUCCACGCCGAAGCUGCGUUGAAACUACCGAAGGAAGGCCCUUGGGCCAGGCUGCUCCCAUCCUUCUUUGAGGUUGGUCGUUUGGGUUCUGCUGCAGCGAAGAAGCAGUGUGGCUGUGGGCCUGUGCGAGAAGGGCUGGAGGCUGUUCAGAGCUAUUUGGAGGAAGCUGCUAAGGUGAAGCUCUCAGAGCCAGACGAGCGCAUGGACGCAAUGAAGCUUCAGGACCCUGGUUUUCUCACUUGGCUGGGGCAGGUCGAAUCCUUGUUGCUUUUCAAGUUGCGAGAGCAAGGCAAAGAACUCAUGAAGGCUUUGAUGCACCUAGCGGACAAGGGCCUGAUCCCGCAAUGGGAGGAGGAAGCGCAGUUGGCAGAAGGUGUUUCGCAGGAAAAAAAGACGUGCAAGUCCAUCGAUGGGUUGUUGAAGAGGGCGCUGCAGGAAGAUUUGCCGAAGACCCCUGUCACGAUCAUUUUGCCAGAUGAUGCAACCAAGCAGCUCCUGGUGGAUAUGGCUGCAGCUGUAACGCUUAGCUUGGGAAAGUGCUGUUUGGACGUGGAGAAGCAGUGGUCGAUAGUUCAGGAAAAAAGGCCUUCGAGUCUGGUUGAAAAAGACAGCAGUGGCCCACACGAGCCGGAAGAAGUUACCACUGACAAAGGUGGAACGUCAAACCAAGCGGAUGACAAAGACAAGGAGAUGCUAUUUGGACACGAUGCUCGGCAAGAGGGUCUGAAAACAAAGCCUUGCCAAGAAAAGGCAGUGGCCAAAGUUGAGCCAGCUUUGUCGGAUCCAGUGGUUUCCAAACCGGGCACGCUUGGCAGUGAGCAUCCGAAGUUGGACUCGAAGGCUGAGACCGAACCUUCAGGUGAGAGCAACCCCCCUGUCACAUCGGCAGAUGCGAGCCACGGUGACAAGAAAAAAGAGAAGAAGGAGAAGAAGGAUAAGAAAAAAGAGGACCAGAUGAGCAAAGAGAAAAGAAAACAUUUGUUUGAGAAGCUUCAGCGUAUGCUUGGCAAGGUCACAAAGAAGAAGGGCGAGAAGGAAAAAAGGAAAACUGCGAAAGAGAAGAAAGAAAGGAAAUCGGACAAGAAGGCGAAGAAAGAGAAGGACAAGAAAGACAAAGAGAAGAAAGAGAAGAAGGACGACAAGAAGACAGAAGCCCAGAAAGAAAAAAAACGCAAAGAUAUGGAGAAGACCGAGAAGCCCAAGAAGCAGAGCCGCAAGGAGGAAGAUCAGGCUGAACCAGGGGCGAAAGGAAAGCGUCCGGCAAAAGACCUCGCGGGCGAAGCCCCCAAGAGACAUAAAGUUAGCUGCACAGACGGGCCAGAAGCAGCAGACCGGGCCUUGCUGGAAGGCAAAGCUCAAGCCACGCCGCAGGCAAAGACCAAGGCAGCACAGGCAAAGGCAGCAGCUAAGGCUGAGGCCAAGGCCCAGACCAAGGCAGCAGGAAAGGCUAAGGCGAAAGCUAAGCUGUCUGCGAAGGAACCUUUGACCAUGGCUGAGGUCAUGCAAGGUAAAGAGUUGCUCGCCAACCAGGAUGCGAGCGGGUUGGCCCGCAUGUUCAAGGAGAAGAAUGCUGCGGCGAAGGUCAAAGACGCUGCUGUAGAGGGACUUUGCUAUGAUGUGUUUCCGAAGACCAUGUUUGCUUGGCACAUGUCCUACCUCCGAUUUCCGGUCUUGCGCGCGAGACCCACCGUAGAUCCAGAUUCUAUUGAUGAAUGGCGGGCCAUGGCGCAAAGUAGAACCAUUUCAGCUGAGAGCUCUAAGAGCGGGCAGUGGUUGAUGGAUGCUGCCGUGGAAAAUUUCCAAACUUGCGCGGCCAUGAGUGGAGGCAGAUGGCCAAAACCUCCCCGUUGUUUGUCUUGGGCUUCUUGUUGCUCUGGGUCUGAAGGGCCUCUUUUUUGCAUUCAAGCCAUCAACGCCGCAGUGAAGUCCAACAAGCAGGGGGCACCGUUCUGCAUGUCCCAUGUGUUUAGUUGCGAGAAGGACGCAGAGAAAAGGAAGUGGAUCGCUUGUGCUUCGUUUCUAGCAGCCGACACAGUUCAACGGGCAAGCUCUCAGAGCCAGCAGGCAGCUCAUGCUGCAGCAGCGGGCCGUGCUUGCUGUCACACGCGGCUGGCAGAACCAUGUCUCUUUGUAGACAUUGCCACCUUAGGCCAACCUGAAGCAGAAUGGGCGACGCACCGAAAGAAAUGCCUUGUUCCAGAGGUCGAUUUGCUGGUGCUUGGUACGUCUUGCAAGGAUAUGUCAAAGGCAAAUCCCAACCCACAGGCAGCUGCAGGAGUUUUGGGGCAGAUGAGCAGCAAGGGUGGCUCCGCACAAACAUUCCAAGGAAUGUUGGCAUACUUGUCCAGCAAAUGCCCCCCGCUAGUUCUCUUCGAGAAUGUGGACGCGAUGGACGAUAGCAAGGGUGCUGAAAGCAGCAACAUGGACAUCUUCUUGGCUGAGACAUCAUCGAGAGGCUAUGAAAGCCAAGUUUGUAUGACAGAUGCUGCUGAGUUUGGUUGUGCUGCUCGGCGCAGGAGGGUAUAUGUAUUGCUGGUUCGGGCGGCUGUGAACCCUUUGGUGGACUUUGUUUCACGGCCCCUCAGUGCCACAUUUGCCACUUUCAGAGCCUUACUCGUUGGGUGCCUUCGAGGCGGGCCGUGUGUCAAUGACGUGCUUCUUGACCAGGCGUCCACGUCAGUGCAAGCAGACCUUCAGUUGCGCUUGGACAAGCGGGCCAAACAAAAGGAAAAGGAGUCUGCAAAGACUUCACCGCCCGUCAAUUUGGCCAGCAACCAAUGGUUUCAAGUUUUGGGGGACCGGGAGAAGGAUGCACUGGUGCUGCAGCAGCUGCACUCUCCGCAGAUUCGCUUCCGAGAUUUGUCUCAAUCUAUCACCCGAAUGAAUUCAAAUUCUUGGGACCCAGACAGAGCACGGCAUACUAUGAGCACCGUUUUGCCCAAGAUGACUCUUUGGUGUGAGCACCAGGCUCGGUUGGCUCUAGGGCGCGAAGGUUUGGUCAUGCAAGGUUUUCCUGUAACGCCUUUCCUCGAGUUGGUCCAGGAGCACAUGCAAAGUUUGCCCCUUGCGGAGCAGUGGUUUCCAUCUGAAAAUUUGAUGAUGGACCUGGCUGGAAACGCAAUGGCUUUGCCAGUAGUGCUUGCUAUGUUGCAGUGCGCCCUGGUGGCUUUAAAUUGGAAAGAUGGGGCGCAAUCACUGCAGGUAAAUCCUUUGUCUCACAGUGAGGACACGGCUGCUGCUAUGGAGGCUUUGGAGGCUUUGGGUUCUGCCAUGGUGAAGUGCUGUCACAGCGGGCAGGAAGGCAUGGAAUUGGUGCAGCAGAUCCAGGCCAAGCAAGCUGAAGCUCCCAAAGCUGACAAGGGCGAAAAGAAGAAGGCAAAGCAGGUCUCUGCCUUUGUCAACCUGUUGCAGCUCCUGCGAAGCCCUGACAACCCUGUGCGAUCAGACGCUGAGAGGAGGUAUGCUGAUGCGUCCAAGACAGACCCACCCCGAGUUUUCGCUUGCCUCGGCAUCUCGGUGACCCAUCAAGAUGAGGUGGUGAGGAUUCAGGCCGGCACCCUGCUGCGAAGAGCUGCUCUGCAGAGUGAUGCUGAAGAUCCAUGGUCCAAGGCAAAAGUUGUGCACCCCUUGGUACAAAGCAAUCUUCUCAAGGCCUUGGCCUAUGAACCCAGUUCAGCGGUGAGACGUGUUCUGGUGGCCGCCAUUGCAGUCAUUUCAGAGGCGGGUCCAUGGCCAGACUUGGUCCCAUUUGCCUUCAAGUUGAGCAAGGAAAAUGCCGAGGCUGCCAUUUGUGUGCUGUCUGAAAUCAUGGGCAGCCACGUGCAGGAGAUCAUGUCCCAGGGCCAGGAGUUGGUGACCAUCGUGGACCAGGGCUUGGCUUUUCACGCGGCCAGCACGGUCAGCAUGAUCUGCCAGAUGGUUCCAGUAGUUCCAGCAGUGGAUCAGGCGCAGAUUCGGCAGAUUCAGCAGAUUCUGCCGAAGAUGGAAGAUUCACUGAGAACUUUGGCUGGUGGAAGUGGAGGAAGUGGAGGAAGUGGAAGUCUUUCAACAGCUUUGCAGGCAUUGAUUGGGUUGGUGGAGCAUUCUCCUACUUUCUUCAAACCGAGAUACCAGACCUGCAUUGAUUUGAUGUUAGACUUUGCUUCUGCAUCUUCGUUGGAUUCUGCAGUGCGCUUGCUGUCUUUCGAAUGGGUUUCCACACUCACAGCCGCCAAGGGAUUGCUGAAGGCUGUGCCAGACUUGCCGGAGAAGGUCCUUUCGGUAGCAUUUCUGUUUCUUCGUGAAGUUGAUGAAAAUGCUCACGACGACGAGGACCUCCACAAGGAAGGAGAAGCUAAAGUCGAUUUCUUCGUGAAGAAAUUCAGCUUCAAAGUCACAGUGAAGCCUCUGAUGACUCUAACAGCACGGCAUGUGAGCGGAUCUUGGAAGGAGAAGGUAGCUGCUGCUAUGGCCAUCCGUGCUGCUGGAGAGUAUGCUGAUGACACUGCUGCUGAUCAAAUGGCAGAGUUUUUGCUGCAGUUGCUGGCAGAUAGCCAUGCCCGGGUCCGUUUGGCAGCAUUCUUCGGUUUGGGUCAGCUGUGUCAUGAUCGUAUCUCAAAUUUUCAUGAAAAAUGGUGUGACAAGUUCAUGCCUGCCCUUGUGCAGGGUUGCAACGACACAGAUGUCAUUGCAGUGAAGGCCAUCAGUGCAUUAGAAGCUCAUCUCCAUGGAUUGUCAGAGCAAGAAAUUCAACGCUUCUCAGACACACUGAUCUGUGUCUUGAUGCAGAAACUUCAAUCAACAGAUGAAGCUAUUCUGAUAGCAUCCUUGGAAGCUAUUGGGGCUUUGGCCAUUUCAUUGGACAGCUUCGAUUCUUACGAUUCAUUGGUUCCCCUGCUGUUGCGGGCCCUGGCCGGGGAGGCUGUUUCCCAAAGUCACCAAACGCUUCGAGAGAAGGCCUUCGAAUGCAUUUCCCUCACGGGUUUUGCAGUGAGUAAGGAGAAGUUUGCCCCAGCAGCUGCUGCGGCCUUGAAGUCGAUGUUUACCACGUCCAUCAGCCAACUGGGCCAACUCUCGGAUUGCACCAGUGAUGCCCUGAAACGGAUUUGCAAAGUCCUGGGGAAAGACUUCGCGGAUUUCCUGCCCUACUUUGUGCCCAAUAUCCUCAGAGUGCUUGAAACUGAUGUCUUCACCACGGACAUCCAAGGAGCAGGCGAUGAUGACUUGGUCGUUGCAGCCGGUGACACUACCAUCCGAGUGAAGACAGGGCAGUUAACCGAGAUGGUUGCGCUGCUGAAUAUCUUGGAAGUGUUUAUGAAGCACACAGCUGAGGGAUACAUCCAUCCAGUGGAUUUCGUGCGUCCAACCAGUGAAACUCUCACCAAGCUCCUGUGCAGCAAUCCAUCCAGCGAAGUCUCGCCAAUCACUUCCGAGAUACGUUCGGCCCUAUAUCCAUGCUGGGCAGAACUGGUGGGUCUAGUGACUCCCGUGAACCCUCAACUUGUCAGUGAAUUGGUGCAGAAUUUUGUAGACAAAGUAGGCUCAGAUCUUGUGAAGGCAGAUGAAGCUGAUGAGAUCGCAUCAAUGGCCAUGGGCAUUGUGACCAUCAUCAACCGCGCUGGGAUCGGCACCUUACGGCCCGAGCAGGUGAACAGCAUUUGCGAAUUGGCCGUGGCUGAGAUCCGUCAAUCCUUUCAACGCGAUGCUGCGGUGACGGAGACGACGGAGACGACGGAGGCCGAUUCUCAAGGCUCAACGGGCUCAACGGACUCAGCGGAAGAUGAACAUCAAUGCCGAACGGAGCUUUUGUCGAUGAUCACUGCCUGCAUGAAGGCAGAUGCUCGGACAUUCAUCGCAUCAACUUGGCAAACGCUACAGGCUCUACUGCAACAGUGGUUUGUUUCCUAUGGGCAGCUGGGGGGUAAAAAGUUGGCCUUACAUUUGGCCUGCGACAUCUGCCAGCACCUGGGUGAAGCUGUGAAUUUGUUGGCCGGCUUCAUGGAUCAGAUCAUCAAGGCGUUGACUUCUCGAAGUAAAGAGGAGCGGCACUGGGCUGCUUUCACAGUGAACUAUGCUGCCAGAAGCUCUGCCUUCAGUCCCUUUGCUGCCCAAGCAACGGAACGCCUCAAGGCACACCUGCAGGGGGACAGUGAGACUGCGGCUUUGCUCCAACUCUGUUUGACACAUCGGCAGUGUGCUGACAGCGACUGCUGGGCCAUGUGCCUUGCAGCGCUUCCGCUGAAGGUGGAGAUGGCUGAGUGCCGAAGGCUGAACAGUUGCCUCUUCACAGAGGUGCAAUCAGGUGGACUGCAAGGACUCCUGGCUGCUCGCGCAUUGGGCUACCUCUGUGAAGUAUACGGGAACAAAGACUUCUGUGAUGAGGAGCUGCAGAUCAACCUCAAUCAGGCUUUGAGACAGCUGCCCGAGAAGGCAUAUCGAGAUUUAUUUUCAGUCCUCACUGCUGCGCAGCAGAAGAAGCUCGAACGAAUUGUCAGUCAGCCUGGACCAAAGCGCGCCUGGUGA
Molecule: messenger RNA, 9411 nt
Organism: Cladocopium goreaui
Lineage: Eukaryota; Dinophyceae; Suessiales; Symbiodiniaceae
Source: the annotation of a GenBank genome assembly